Molecule: messenger RNA, 7186 nt
Organism: Schistosoma mattheei
Lineage: Eukaryota; Metazoa; Platyhelminthes; Trematoda; Strigeidida; Schistosomatidae
Source: the annotation of a GenBank genome assembly
AUGUCAUCGGUUCUAAAGAACAAGAUUUUGAAACCAUUUCUUAAGUUUACGAAAAACCUUUCUUCAAAUAAACUUCAUAUGAGUUUAUUAAAAGGUGUUUUGGAGUUGGAAACACUAGAAUUAGAAGAAAAUGCUUUAAUGGAGCUUCUUGAUCUGCCAACUUGGUUACUUUUACGUAAAGCAUAUUGUACAAAUGUUGUAGCUAAAAUACACUGGACAAAGUUAAAAACUCAUCCUGUUUUCAUUAGUAUUGAUCUUGUAAAUAUUGAAUUACAAGCGCUCAAUGAACCACGUCCAGCUUCACAAUCGCCUAUAGCUAAUUAUAGAGGUGGAUCUGGCAAAUAUGGGUUCAGUGAUAAAGUAAUUGAUGGAGUUACUAUUCAAGUGAACUCAGUGUUUAUUGAGUUCUUCGCUCAAGCUUUUCAGGGCUCAGUUGAAUUGUCCAGGUUUUGUGUGCUGAGUAAAUCACCGAACUGGCAAAAUUGUUUGUUAAAUUUAAGCACUCUGACAUUGCCACAAUAUGAUUCCAUAUUGAUAUUCAAGGAAGUAUCUUGGGAAUCGGCACGUAUUGUGGCCGAUGGUCUACUAACUGAACUACAUGGUACACCAGUUAAACUUAUAACAAAUCAAUCUCGUGUGCGUUUAACAAUGAAAAAGCGGUUAUCUGAUGGGUCGCUGAUUAGCUCACGUAUUCGUCUUAUACUAGACGAUAUACUUUGGGUAUUCACAUUAUCUCAAGUUGAAGCAGCCAUUGUAUUUGCACGUUCUUUAGAACAUUCAAUACGUUUAGCCAAUGAACAGAGUAAACGAUUCGCAGCAGAGAAAGCUAAGCGACAAACCGUCCCUUUGGUUUCAUCAUCAGAAACUCAGUCUUUGGUGAAUAAUAGUUACAGUAACAAUAAUAAUGGUAGUAAUACUAACUAUACUACUAAUAGUAAUAUUUACCCCACGGUAGUAGUACGAAAUACCAAAUGUACAUGGGAUUAUGCAAAUGCUGUGAAUAUGUUUCAUCAAUAUGAUGUUUUGGAAACAUCCUAUCAUUUGAUUGUUAAUCGGACAGAAUUGAACUUUUGUGAUGAAACUAAAGAAAAAAUUCGACUCAAUCCAAACAUUGUGCCGAAUGGAUCAAUGCGAGUUAAUUUAACCACAUUAUCUGUAGAUUGGUAUCCAUAUCAUUUAGAUUUUUCACCAGAAUUACCUUGGCCUGGUUGUCGAGAAUUCUACAGUGCACGUGAUAAUUGGUUAAGAGGUAUUAAUCCUAUUCAUUUUACCUAUGGUGGUCGUAGAGUAUUCAGUACAAAUUCUCCAACUGUUUCUACUGAUAAUCAAUUUGUUAUAUUGGAUUGUGGUUUAUUGCAGACAGUGAAUACAUCAAUUUUACAAAGUGUUGGUAUUCUACGAUUAGUUGACAUCACUGUAUCAUGUGUAUCUUAUCCGAAUUCCGUGUUGAAACAGAGUGAUCCAUCUACAUUGUUUUCAAAAUCUUCACAGAUGAAUAAAACAUUUCGCGAUAAUAACAAUAAUGCACGUAUAAAAGCAGAAAUUCCAGUUGAUAAGAAUAUUUUCAUUGGAUCAGAUAAAUUUUUACAUAAUCUACCUGAUACAUCAUCAUUUCUUACCAUUGAAUUUAAAAAUCAUUAUUGGGUAGAUGAUACACCAAGCUCAAGUUCAUCAAAUCAAUCUUUACCAUGUUCAUUGUUUUGUCAAAUCAAUCCAUUUUAUAUAAAUUUCGAUCCAGAUACUGUUAUAUGGUUGAAUAUAUUUCUAUUGGCAUUACAGUUAAACUUGUCAACUUUCUUAUCCGGCAGAGAUAAGAACAAUCCGUCGAAACAGCCUAACAGACUAUUUGAUUUAAAUCGAUAUCAUGUACGACUUGAAGCUUUGAUGCCUCGUUUGAUAUUCUCACUAUUUGGACAGUCCAAUCGUCAUACGAAUUCAUCCAAUUGGAUUGGACCACACGCUCUUAUUUUACAAUCAGAUCAAAUUAUCGUACAGUCACUAGCAGCUCCUAUAUCAUCACAUGUCGCUGAUUGUUUGAAAAAGCUGUUAGACAAUUUGCGAUUGAGUUAUGGUCAAUAUGAUACCAGUUGUAUGAGUAAUAAUCCAUUCAUUUCUCAAGCUGUUCCACACAAAUCACCGGAUUUGUCAAAAUUCCAAAAACUAGUUCAGUCAGCUACAGAAUUACAUAGUUUAUGUCCCAAUUUCGAAGAACAAUUUUGGUGCAUUCAUUGUCCAAAUGUAUGGAGUGAAUUUCUUACAAUAAUCGAUUUGACGACAUAUAAUUCUGUCCAUCUUGUUAACAACGAUCAUCGAAUCAAUGAUUGUAUAAUAUACCGUCAAUCAUUAAUUGAAUCUCUUCCUUUGACUAUAUGGUCACUAAUGCCAAUUAAUGUAUCGGUGCCUUCAACAGUUAUCAACAAGAAUCAACCAUUCAAUCAUUCUCCAAUAUCGUUAAUAAUUGAUAUUGAUAAUAAAUUAAUCCCUAUGGAUUCAACAUCAUCAUCCUCACAUAUGAUAAACCAAUCAGCAGAUCAAUGUCCAAUCAAAAUCUCUUUAGGUUCUACAGAUCAAUUAUACACUAAUCGUAUUUUAUUAUCACGCCUUAUCAAAUUUUCUACCAUGAACAGUGAAAAACUGAGAAUUCCUGACACAUUAGAUCAAAUCAUAUUUUUGUAUUAUAUAUAUCAGCAAAUUUCGUAUGUACAAACACGUUUGUACUUAGACUAUCAAGAAUUUACACAAAUUACCGAAAGUCAAUCCACAUUGUCAGUCAGUCCACAAUCAAAUCAUAAUCACCAUAAAUUGUUAUAUUGUGUAGGUUUUUCCACACUACGAUCAAUUGAGCUGGACGUAAAUGUUUCUCAUGAAAAUGAAAUUCGUAUCAAACAAGUAUCGUCUCCUAGUUUCACGGAGAAUAAUAUUGACACUAGUCUACCGAAUACUCCAAAUGUAUCUGCUACAAGUGUCAAUUUUUUUCCGAAUAAAUCUUUAUCAACUACUCUAUUGUCAUCGUCAUCAUCACCAUCAUCUUUAACAAAAUUCUCACAUAAUCCUACUCCACUUUCUGCUGCCACAGUGCUACCGUUGUCGUCGCAGACAUCACUUCGCCAUCAUCAUCCCAUGUUUACACCUUCAUGGGAUUCGUUAUCAUUAAAAACCGAAGGUUCUGUGUUAGACAGUAGUAAAUUAAAUAGAACUAAUCUUCGGAGAUCAAUGCGUGGGCGCAUUAAUUCCUCAGAUGAUAGUCCACAAUCUUUAUUACAAAAUGAUUGUGAUUGUAGUAUUGGAACUACUGAUAGCAUUAAUAAUAACAGUAAUAGAUGUACGAAUAAGUUAGUAAAUUCCGAUUUACCAUCACCCAAAAGUUUUAUAAUAAAACGUAAAACUCACUCAACAGUUACGUUUGUCAAUAAAAAAAAUGAAUGUAAUGAGGUUGAUCGAAACAAAGAGUCACAAAAUAAACCUCUCUCUGAACAAGAUCUUUUUAUGCUUAAUCUUGUUGCGGAUGGAGUUUGGGCAAACAAUUCAUCUAAAAAUAAUAUAAGUCAACAGUUUUCUAUUUCCAGUGAUUUAUCUGAUCUACAAAGUACAUCCAGUUCGAUGGAUGAUUGGACUAAGCCAUAUGAAGUUUUAUCUAAUUUGAAUUCAUCGUGUACAUAUCAAACUGAUGAUAUGUUAUGGCCACCUCUUAAUCAUCAGCAUCUGCUCAACUGUUCAUCAUUUCUACUAAGUCCAGAUGAGAUUGGUUCAGAAUUGUUAGACGUAGAUGUCUUUGCACCAUAUACAUCGAAUACUCCCGAUGCAGCUACUACUACUACUACUGGUCUGACAGCAGCAAUGGAAAAGUAUCAAGAGCCAAAAUCAGAGGAAAAUAUUACUGAUCAUGAUAGAUUUCGUCAAUGGAAAAAGUCAAAUAUAUCGAGUGUAAUCAUACAGUUGGCUGGAUUUUCAUUUGAAGCGGAUGUUAUGAAUUUAGAAACACGUUUUUGGAUUGUAUUUAAAUCACUUCAAUUAUUUAUGAAACCAGAAGAAUCAUUUCAUUGUUCCAUCGCUUCAUCUCGUGCUGAACCUGACCAAAAACAACAUAAUAAAUUUGUACAAUCUGAUUAUUUAUGGUCAGUCUUCCUAAGUUUUGGUGGUGAUCCAACGGUUGGACUAACAAAACUAAAGUCUACGACUAGUGAUAUUUAUCCAUGGUUAUAUGCCAAUGCUACUUUAUUAAAAAAUUGGAGACUCAUUAUUCCAUCAAAUAUUCAACAAUUAUUUAUUCACGUAUGGCAUCAAAUUGGCGGCCAUGAAAACAUAAAUCCAUUAAAUUCUUCUCUGUGUAGUAGCAUACAUGGAGUUAGCGUGGAUAAUAAUAAUAAUGACGAUUCAAUUAAUUCACCUCCAAGAUGUUCAAUCCGUUUAUUGUUAAAACAAGGAAAUUUAUCACUGAAACUGGAAUCAGGUGCCAAUGAAAAUCCAGAACAAAUAAAACUCUUCAGACAGUUGUUUCUGCAACAAGGAUUGAUUAUUGAACUAACAGAAUAUGGCGUAUUUCAAAUUGGAUUUGAAAAAUGCACGUUGAAUAAGGAACAAAUUAAUAAUAUGGAAUGUGUUAAUCAUUGUCGUAACCGUGCAAAGAGUAUUGACAAUGAGUUAUUAUCCUCCUACUCUCCAGUAAAUACACCCAGUGCUUUUCAUAAUAUCCUAAUCAAUCGAUAUGCAUUGGAGAAUAAAAUAUUGAAAGAUAAGAUUGAGGCCUUGACAAAUGAGUUAAUGAAACUAAGAUCAAUUCAUAAUGCUUAAUACUCAUCAACGAUUCCGAAAAUAUGAUUUACCAUAUCUUUAUGGAAUACUGCAAAUUAUACAGGCACUUCUCCUUUUGACAACAUUUAACCAUUUUAAUGACUGAAUUCUUUCUAUCGAAAAAUUGGUUUUCCAUGUGAGAGUGAAUAUCGCUAAAUCUUUAGUACAGAAAAACUAAUUGUAUUCAUAAUUUUAAUCAGAAAUCAAAGUAUUCCUGUUCUUUUUUCUUCCGAUCAUUAUCUCAUAACAAUGUACAUGUCAGUGCACUUGUCUGUUCAUCACUCGUGGACUGACCCCUGAUAGGAAAUUCUUUUUUAGAUGUACAUAGUUAUUUCUCAAUCACCAUAAAUUAAACUAUGAUUUGUGUACAGUUUGUUUUGGUUUUCACUUAUCGAUUUAUUUAGUAAUUUCUUUGUCCAUGGACUUAUUUUGUACUUUUUUCUCGGGUCACCUUCUUUGUCUUACCAUUUUUCGAUUUAUCGAAUUCCAAACAUAUUGACUGCUUUUUUUUAGUAAUGAGCAUCCUUUAAUUACUCUGUUUUUUCUUAUCCACUGGAUGAAGAAGGAAACAAGGUAUACAAAUACACAUAUAACAACAAAAGAUUAUUUUAUUCUAUUGGAAUGAUCUUCGAUCCUGUUUUUCUCGUCCACCCGCACACAUAAUGCGAUACCCAAACCUCAUUAAUGAAUAGCGCCACAUAUUUCUCUUGAUGAAUCUGGAGACGGUUUUCGUCAUCGAUUAAUAUCAUCCGGAAAAUCACUAACAGCUACGAGUCCCCUAGGGAGCUGUUUCGUCCUAGUGCGAGACUCUUCAGAAGAAUCGCACCUAAAAACCUCCAGGUCUUGUGUCGAAUACCAAGGUUUUUGACUUUUGGUCGUGAUAAAAUGGUUUAUAUUUGAGAUUUCAGUCCCAUGGGUGAUAAUUUUCCUACUCUAGACAUAGUAGGGGCUUCUAUAUGAUUCUAAGUUUUCGUACUUGGUGUAGAAAAGUAUCAACCUAGCCGCAAAUGAGUUUAGGCUCUAUCAUUGGUUGUAUUUAAGGCUUUUCACAGUUAUGGGAGAUAUCGGUAAAAUACUACUUGAUUACUGAUUAUUGUGUAUAAACUACAGUACUUCCUAUCACUACUUCAAGAAUAAUAUUCAAGUUAGAUCAAAACGGGGGUGAAUUGCUAAAUUUGAAGCCUUUAUAAAUAAAAAUAUGCAGCACCCUCAUAAUAGCCCACUGUACUACUUGUUUCCCCAACUUAUAGACAAGAUUAUAAGCUUAUAUUUGUAUGACCUGUCUUUUAAGUUAUUAUAUUUGAUGUGAUUAAUUUAUAGAGCAUUAUCAUAAACCUUAGAAUGUAUACUAACAUAACGGAGAGAAUACUAGGGAAGUUGUAACUACGAAAUAUUUUAUGUAUUAUCACUUCACCUAUUGCCUAAUUACUAAGCAUCCGAAUUAUUGUCUUCCUACACUUCUCGUUGUAAGCUUCAGCUGAACUUACUAAUUACUGUUUGACGUCUUACUAUUCCUUGAUUAUUGUUAAUCCACCUUGUGUUCCGUCCCCAGCUAUUUAUAGCUUGAUUGUGUGUGGACUAGAAUUUCCUGCUUGGAGUGUGUCGUGACCUGAUAGCACAUAUACUUUAACGCUCUAGUCAUCUGGUUAAUAAAAUGCUAUCAACUUAUCCAACCGGGCUAGUUAAGAAUACACCACGGGUAUACAACGAGUUCAUUUUGUUGACACUACAGUAUACUUUUUAUGUGAAGCUUCACUCAAGAUACCACUCAGAUUAAUAUUGAGAUCCCGUUGAUAAAAACCCUACCUUUGGGGAACAUUAACUCGUAAAACAAAUGUGUUUCCGUGUCAAAUCAGUUAAAGUGGUUGCACUUUAAUGUUAUGUGAUUGGAGUUACGAAGCCCUGUGCUUGUUGACAAUCAUCAAGAAUACUUACUCAGAAUUUUGAAGGAACUGAUACUUCCCAUGUAUUGUAGUCAGAGACACCAGUACUAAGAACUAAAAAGUAGGAAAUUUUCUGUUAUUUAGUGUAUAAAUAGCAGUUCAACUGUGAUUGUUUAUAGAACUUGUUUUUUUUCUUCAUGGUACUAUAUUGUACGAACACAUGCUAAUAUUGCAUCACAAAGUUUACGCAUAGCUACUAUAACGUUCAAAAUUUGAUUGAGUCUGUUAGAUAAUCAAAAAUAUGUUUACGCGUCCAAGUGAUACGUUGUUGUAAAUCAUCAGUAAUUCGAAUUAGUUUAUUUACUUAAUCUAUGUAUAUAUAUUCAGUCAUUGGUGUUUUGUUUUGUAAAAGGAUCUUGUUGGAAUACUUUGUGCUAAGAAUUCCUGAUUGCACCAAAAAUAUAAUAUUGAAUAAAGCUACUAAUAAUAAUAAUAACUAGUACCCCCCCCCU